Echinococcus granulosus is the source of this 7422-nucleotide messenger RNA. Its product is annotated as Transmembrane protein. The transcript has 42 exons. The record is from RefSeq and is a predicted model, not a curated record. The coding region runs from base 1 to 7422 and encodes 2473 amino acids. Lineage: Eukaryota; Metazoa; Platyhelminthes; Cestoda; Cyclophyllidea; Taeniidae.
AUGGAUGACGAGGAAGACUUUUUAAGGAUACAAGAAGAAGGCCUGAAAUCCGACUUUCAGGACUUGAAAGCCCAAAUUGAGGAGAAUGAAAUAAUUCACGGUAUUCCUUCAAGAGGAAUGAGCUCUUUCUACAUUCCACGCGAUCCGGAGCACUUUCGACGCAGACGCAAGCUUAUUCUGCAACGAACCCUGCAAGUGACCUCACCCAUGGAACUGGUGGUUCAGGCAGACCAGAUGGUUGCCGAUCAGGAAACUUGUAAAAAAGGCGAAUUUAAUGCUUCUACAAUCCCUCCUCUUCUACUUCAGUACUUCUUGGACAGAAUGAGUGAGAUUGUGAGUGCAAAGCAUCUGCUCAUGCUACGCUGGAAACGCUACUGCUCAGGCACCAUGAAAGUUGAGAAAGUCUAUAAAGACUACCUUCAGGUUAUCGAACGUCUAACAGAGGAAUACCUGGAGUGCAGUUCCCGAGCUCAUCGAUUAUCCACGGCAGAUGAGGCCUUAUUAGCUGGAAAUGAUGGAGGUCUAGAGGAGGUGGAAUUUGACGACUUUUUGAUCUACUGGAGAGCGAUUAUCAUUAAGUUACAAUCACAGACCUACUUUAAACAGCUCAUCCAAAAACAGCCCUACCACCUAUCUCACUACGAAGAGGACGGUGGUAUUCGGCAGAUGCUAAACCUUGUCCUGGAAAAAGGUCCGGCAACAGUCCGUGCUGCACUGGCCAAUGGGGUGAGCAGCAGCACUAGUGAAGAUGGUGGCGAACCAAUUGAAGGUGCUGUGGAGGCUCCUGUUUCCGCUGUUCCUACCGCUGUCACCUCCACGGCGGAGACUGAGAAAGACACCGACACAGACGAGGCUGCAGGUGAGGCGAGUGCUCCUGCUGCCAUGGAUGCCCCCAGUAAAUUAAGCAACUCGGAGAGUAACGAUGGUGUAAGUCAACGAGCAGAGGAGUUGAUGGUUCACACCGGUGGCACGACCAGCUCACAGGAUGGCGCAGCUCCAGGUGCACCUACUCCACCUAAAUCAUCCGCCGUUACGUCUACCACUAUCGGUACUUCGGCAACAGGAGCCAUAGCGGCAUCAGUACCAACAGAAUCGUCUUUGCGUGCAUCUAAGAAACGCGGGCAGACAAUGACCGGGGGUAUUGAGUUGGGCGCGAUUGAUCAGGCAUUUCGAUUCUCUGAGCACGCACCCCAGCCCCCCGGAAUGUUUAUGGCGCAGUUGGGUGGAUCAGGUAUCCCUCUGCCUCCCACGACAACAAACAUUCAGUACGCUGCGAGUGGAGGUGGCCUUGUGAUCAACGAACGAUACCACGGUCUACCUCUUCACACCAAUGAUCUGGCGAGUAUUCGACCCCACUUGACCAUUUUUGUUAAGGCCUAUGGAAUUGACAUUAAUAUUCAAACAAUCCGCUCGGCAGCAGAUGAAAUGGAGCUUUUUGCAGUGAUUAAUAGAAAUUUUCGACGAUUGUUUUUAGAGCAAGAGGAGAUGCUAACUUUUAAAACCUACGACGCGACAUCAAGUGGUACGGAGCGCUGGGGCUUGGACUCACCGUCACAUGCAAUGAAAAAACCUUCCAAUUGGCUACCGUUUAUAAAAUUGAAGCCGAAACGAAAUGCUGAUCUGGUGAAGAGCAUGAUGGAAUUGCGCUGUGUCGGCAAUGUCGACGAGGUCCUCCGCUCAUUAGCUGCCUUCCUAAAGAUUAAUAAGCCUGAGCGUGUACAAGAUGCUCUUCGGCACCAUGCUAUGCUAGUUCAACACCCACCAAUCGUUCACGCAGCCUCUGUCGUCAGUCAUCGACAAGGGAUGAGUCUUAGCGAAAUCUUUCGCAAGAUUUUCUCAAGCCCCGAACUCUACGAUGAAACCACCGUAAACGAAUCCAAGGCCAGUGGACGAAGUACCUAUGACUUCAAUAGUGCUAUGCAGAUGCUGGGAUUAGACGAGCAAACCGACGCCAAAGACGACUCAUCAAGUGUUCAGGGUGGCUAUCUAUCCUUCCUCCAUCUGCGACACCUCAAAAUGCGUGAUGUUCAACGCACCUGCAUCUCAGUCCUCAACUACUUUCGUUCAAUUGAACGCACACUGACAAUCAAUGAUCAGGGAUUGUCGCUAGGCGGCCGUGGAGCAGAACGAGUGAGUCCCCAGAAUCACCGAGCAGGGCCUGAGCUGCCUGGCCAUCAGGGUGGCAGCAAUAAUCUCGUCGGUCAUUCCUACCUAUUCAGCACCCCACGUGAUUUCAGGAUCAAGGAGAGUGAAUUCAUGCAGUUUGCAGAUGUGGAGAAUCAUGACGACUUCUACUACCACAAGGACUGUCGAAUUCAUGUUCGUGAUCAAGUUGGCUACUGGAUCGUCUACGAUUGUGCAUUGGAUGAUUUUAAUGAACUAGAGAGAGAUCUCAUGUUACUGGCAACUCAUUUUAUCCAAAAGGACAAGGCCAUGCGCUCCGCCUCCAAUUUUAAGCGUAAACAGACCGCUAAUGAGCUAAUGGAUGUCUACAUGGAAGCCUAUCAGCACGUCUGUUCACGAGAGAGUCGUAGGCGGUUGGCUCAAGUAAUGGUGGAUUUGAUGUACCAACGACCCCGGAUUGAGCUCAACUGCACGUACUUUGUACUGGCCUAUCGCUAUGAAUGCGCCAUUCUUCGACUUAAAACGGCCGUCAUGAAGCAUUGUCUCAAUGCACAGAUUCAACAACAAAGGGAAUACUUUAUAAAAUUGGGAACAACUGGUUCAGAGGAUGGCUAUCCAAUUCCCCUCAUCACUCAUAACCCUAUAAGUCCCAAUUCGGAUCAACCAGCGCUGACGCCCUGUUACCUCCUGGAGUUGCAACCCUCCCUGGCAAUGGCAGCCAACUUGGCUGAGGCAAUGCAACAGGCAGUCAAUGUGACCUUUGACAUGCUAAAUCCAACUCGUAUGAUCGAUGAGUUGGUACUGGAGAAACGCUUCUAUGAGGUUCUUCACUACGAGGUGUUAAAUUUAGAACCUCCAGGACUCUCCUACACACAGGCUCUGCAAAGAGAUCUCUUCGCCAGCUCCUACGUAGAGGACGCAAAACAGAUGUCCAAUCUGUUGCGCGAGCGGUACUUCAGCAUCCAGGAUACAAAUACUCGUGGAGAUAAGCAACAACGCAAGGCCUUCCUCCUUAACCACCUAGGUCAGAUGCUUGAUGUGGUGGUGUUGCGUCAUCGUCUUAUCACCUGUCUCUGGGAGACGGAAGUGCUGGCCAAGAUCUACCUGCGCACUGCCAUCGAAAUGGGCUAUGAUGAAUUCCACCUCUUCCUCCGGCCCCUCCAAUUUGAGGCGGCUAAGUAUAAGGAGGGUGUGGAUGAGGCUAAAUUGCCGCUCUACAUCACUGCCAUUCAGGAUGAUGACUCUGUUGUUGACAAAUUCAUUCCUUCCGCAUUGCCAUUGGCUAUUCACGAGUUGGAUGAAACGCAUGUGGGGAAGUUCUCCUUCCGUGGAAAAGUAACUGUCGCUGAGGUAACCUCUCUUGUUGUCGCUUCCAUCUUGACAUUUCUCAAUUUUUCUCUGAUUCACUAUCAAUUAUGUGAUGAACGAGGAGUAGAAAAUUUGCUAGUAAUUCUCAAGACCCAAUUAACUCAUAAAAAUGCCCUGAUUGCGGCAUUAAUGUUAGCCUUCAAUGCAACGCCCUCCUUCUACAGUUCAAAUCUCAGUAGUCGAGCUAAGAAGGGGCGAUCCACCGACCAGGAGGGCACUUCCCUAGCUGAAUAUACUGGCCUCUCGGGUGCUCAAAUGGGCCCAACCCCACUAGCAUUGGAAAGGGCCUUUCAUAUGCCCUUUAUGGACUUUCAUCCGGAAGCCUUCUUCUCUGUCCAAUUGGAAAAGACUGCCUGUAGAGAUCGUGUUAUGAAUCUGUUUGCACGAAAGACCGAAGCUACAGCAAAGUCCAAAAAUCGCGCCAAGAAUUCAUCAAUGGAAAGUGAGAAAUUAAAGAGGGAUCUCAUCUCCCAGUUUUGUGACGACUAUAGUCGGCGGGCACAGCAGACAGCUCUGCGUGGACAAAUUAUUGCCCUCUAUGCCUCGCUCAUUACGGUGCUCAGAAAGGUACCAAAUAUUUGCGAGGAAUUCUUUACCAUUGGCACUAUGUACGAGAAGAAAGGUCUCGACGAUGACGCUGAGAUGGCUAAGACGGAUCCUCGAAAACUGCGUAAACGUGUACGCCGGGUGCUCUCGCUGGAUGGAACACGAUUCUACAACCUGUGGUUCAUCCCUCACUUCCUUGAGGUGCUUUUUGUCUUUCGCCAACUUGACGAUGAGGCCGCCACUCGGGCACUACGUUCCAUGUGUCGGGUGGCCAGUGCACUGCACGAUAUUGUCCACUACCUUGUGGCAUUUGCUAGACUCGGCAUCAACGGCUCGAAGCUUUCGGCUGAACAGAGGGAUCAAAUUUAUGCUAUGGCUAGUGAGACUGUGAAGACCAUGGUGCAUGAGUUGCAUCCCACCUCCUCAAUGGAAUAUGCCAAUCGUUUAGCGGCUAACGCUGCUGCAAAUAGUUCAACAGCUAAAUUGGUAGUUGCGGGUACAACAGAAUAUCUGGCCGAGAUUAACGAACAGCCUGCAGCCAUGGUCACUCCGGAGGGACUCACUUUGCCCAAUGGACAGAGCCUCCUUAUUGAUCAGGCUGUCGAGGAAAUCAGUUCGUUUGAUGGGGGUCCCAUGUCAAAUUUAGCUCAAGAAUUACGUGAAAUUCAGACUCAAAUUAAUAUGUUGCCUGAUCCACAAGAUCCGGAUCAAGUAGUGAAUCUGUUGAACGCUCGUCGGGAAUAUAUGUUCCUCCUUCUGGAUGUAUGUCUAUCUAGUGUACUCAGUGAGACCUUCCUAGCUACUGGCAAUGAGGAGGCUUACCGAGAAUUGGUAGAUGGGAGCCGAUUCCCUCUGGGUGAGAUGAGCAAUCGGUGUCAGCCAAGUCUGGAGGCCUUAGAGAUGCCCAUACCCGAGCCGCUAGAGCCUCAAGAUGAACGGGCUUGCAAACUCUAUCCUUGGUUGUCUUUCCUCAACUCCGCUGGUCCCUUCACCAUUCAGUAUCCUCGACCAACAGUUCACGGUGAGCUACUAUCAUUGAUGUUGGCUCUGGAAGAUGUCCUCGAGACCGGCGACGUGUUAGAGGCUUCAGCAGGUCAGCCACUGCCCGUCGAGGAGUACGAGAAUUUGCACUACCUCCUCGGUCGUCGUUUUCGCAAUAAGCGAAAGGAGGUCGCACAGUCGGCUCCCGUCGCGAAUGCGGCUACUCCAAGUGGAGGUGGUGGUGGUGCUAGCAGAGGUGGUGCAGGAGCUGGUGGAGGUGCCGAUGAGCCCGAGGCCAAGGAUGAUGAACCAGGGCAAUCUAUUGCAGCCGUCUCGCACCCUGCACGCACCGAGACUGCGACUAAUGUAGAGGUCAAGUUAAGCAUUGUGGAGACACCGAUAGCAGCCUAUGCCCUCAUCAAGAAGUACCUCAUCCUUCGAAAACGUGUUGAGCUGAUGAAACGAGAGUGGGGAAAACGUCGUUUGGGUCUCGAAAGCAUUGACACUGCUGCCGCCUUUAAACAGUUUACACAAGUCUACCGUCGUGAACAUCUCUUUCCUCUCUUACGAAGUCUAUCUAUCCAAUACAAACAGCCGGAGAUUUUUGCACUUGGACCGUUCCAAGAGACUGAUGUGCAAAUUUCCCCUAAAGGCAUUCCAGAGAUGGUGCUUCUACAACGACAGCUGGUCAAGCUGAUUGAAGCCUUUGAAAACUAUAUGAUUGGAGACGUUCGAAAGAUGUUGGUGAGGCAAAUUGACCUUGUAAUAAAGGAGAGAAAUCGGGAAGAGGGCAACCUUCCUCUAGAGUUGUGGAAAAAGCCAGCAAUGAAAGAAUCCCUAACCGUACAACGACCCGCAUUAGUGGAUGAAGUUCUUGAGAACCUACUGGAUGGAGCGCGUGAGGAUACGGUGAAAAAAACCAUAACGUUCGACACGGAGCAUCUCAACAAAUUUAUCCAGAAUGUCACCAUCGGUGUAAUGCGAAUGCAACGAGAGGCUUAUGAGAACUACGCCAUGUACUACGAGAACCUGCUUAAAAAUCAGCACAUGCUACUCUAUGCCAGGGAGCGUGAGGUAGCCAGCUUGCGCGAACAGUUGAAGCAGAAGGAGUUGGAGACUGAGGUCAAUGUCCAAUUUCAAAUGUCUGAACAAGCACACAACCUCCUUCUAGAGGUGACAGCCCUGCGUGCCAAGUUGGCCGAGAACGCUGACCAGACGGUACACUCGGAGGCGAAGGUGCGCGAUCAGGUGCGGCGGGAGUUCAGUGCCGCGAUGCGCAAACUCUUUGCUCUCAGCUUCGAGCAGAAGGCGCGUAUCGACGAAUACCGCAACCAUCUGCACGCGGUCACACUAAAACGCAUCUCGGAGGUGCGUGAUGAAGCUGCUCUGGAGAUGGAGCGUAUCAAGGAGAAGAGCGGCGCUAAGAGUUCUGCUGAGGAUGAAUUAGCAGAGAGGAAUCUUCGAUUGUCUCGAGAGAUCAACAAUAUUCACCAAAAGAAUAUUCACCUUCAACAGAUGGUCUCCAGAUUGAAGUCCAUGAGCACCUGGAAGGAGAACACACUUCAUUGCGUCUUUGAAAAGCAGAUGAAAGCAGUUGAAGAUCAGCGGAAUAAGAGCAAGACCCAGGUGAACCGUUUGGGUAUGCUCUCAGAGCAGCGUGUGCGAAACCUCUCCGAGGAGAUGACCAAACUACGUGAGAAUUUGAGCUCUACCCAUAAGGAGCUGGAUGAUCUUCGACGUCAGCUGGACAAGGAGCUGAAGGACAAAGUGGAGAAGCGGAAUAUUGCAGAACGCAAAGCAGCAACCGAGAAACAGAUUGCCAACAUCAAACAAAUGCAUAUCGAAAAAUUGCUGGGUGACAUCGCAGGAAAGAAUGAACACAUAGCCGAGUUGAAUGAGCAGUUGGCGGUACACGAGAAGACAAAACGUCAGGUCAUAGAAAAGGCCAUGCGUGACAUUGACAACCUGAAGAAGCGUUUGGCUGAUGAACGCAAGCUCAAAAAGAUUGCCAUACACAAAGUUGACGAUCUGCUCUCUCAGGUCUACGAAUACGAGACAGCUUUUGCAAUCAAUCAGACACCCGCACAAACAGGGAAUACUGCAAUUGUCGCCACACACCUCGGUGGCACCGAUCAGAAAGGCAUUGGUAGUGCCAAGUUCGGCGGCAUCAAAUCAGCUUGCAGGAAGUACAAUUCCUCCAUCACUGCGUAUGAUGACCUGCUGAAACGAUUCAAAGUUCCUUAUACACCUCAACAUUACUUGGAUCACAGAAGGAAGAUGGUGAUGGUUCCACGACUUCAGCAACACAUGGCACACGAGAUUCUCAAUGAACAACCACCAGCGACACACGAGGAGGUUGUGGAGGCACAAAAUCUAGAGGAGAAGCGGAAGUUCAACAUCUAG